This is a messenger RNA of Seminavis robusta, 3814 nucleotides long. The record is from the annotation of a GenBank genome assembly. Lineage: Eukaryota; Bacillariophyta; Bacillariophyceae; Naviculales; Naviculaceae.
CCGGCUCGGGACGAAGCUGCCUCACGCUGCUGCCAGGUCAAUCUUUUUCCAUCACAGAUGCUUCCCCCCACAGCACACAAUCCCAAAAACAAACACCUGACUUUCGCUUCGCUUUACAUUUCUCUACCAUGACCGCCAAGGACAAGAAGGAACAACAUGCCUCCUAUGUUGCAGAUUAUGACGAGUCCGCUUCGUCAUCCGAUGACAUGUUCUCGUCCCGAGAAGAACGCGAUGAGGUCAAGGAAGUGCUCAAAAUGUCUGAAAAGGACACUCGCCGUGUCCAAUUGUGGCGCCUUGCUGCUACGUUUGCUCUCUUGUUGACUGCCUUUGCUGUCACCUACACCACAUACCGUUUCCUCAAGCGCGAAGAAACCAACAACUUUGAGACGGCGUUUGAACAAUUCUCGCGCACGCUUGGGGAUGCUGCCAUCGGCCAGCAGCAAGAUCUCCGUGAUGGAAUUGAAUCAUACACUGACUUCAUUUCCAUGCAUGCUCGUGGAACCAACCAAACCUGGCCUUACAUCUACAUUGAAGGUUUCGAAGUGUAUGCUAGAGACUAUCUGAACCAAGCCCACUGUGAAAUGACUUCCUUCUUCCCCAAAGUGUACCCCGAUCUUCGUGACGCCUACAUCAACUGGGCUAACGAACAUGUCCAAAGCUGGAUCUGGGAAUCUCACAUGAUCCAGAAGGGCUCCUUUGAAAGGUUGGUCGACAUUACUGGCAACAAGUCGUACCAUCCCUACAUUGCAAAGCCUAUUGGGCCUGGCCAGUUUGUCCCAGACAUCAACCGUUCCGACUACUACCUUCCAAGCUGGCAUCUUUCUCCUCCUCCUUCCUCCUAUGGCUUGGUCAAUUGGAACAUGCAAAGUACUGGUGACUACGAUGCGACACUGCCCGGGAUCCAUAAACUCAAAAAUGAAACCUUGUGCACUCGAGUCAGGCCCUACGUCGGUGUGCCUGUGGCCAUGACGGAAGAGGAGCAUACAGCGCUGCACUCCAAGCUCAAGGAUUCCAACCUACAGAACCCUCACAGCUUUUGCUUCCAUCCCAUUCACAGAGAUGCGACGUUCACCGACUCGGAGAUUGUUGGCAUCGUCGGCUUUGCCACGGCUUGGGAUGAAGCUCUUCUUGACCUUCUCCCGGACAACGUAAAGGGUAUCCACAGUGUUCUCCGGAACGACUGCAAUCAGUCAUACACCUACAACAUCCAAGGAGGGGAUGCCAUUUUCAUGGGCGAUGGUGACUUUCACGAAGCUGAGUUUGAUCAGUAUGAGGUGAUCGUCCCGUUGAACCUCCACACCCAUGCUGACUUCCCAACGACCGAAGGACACUGCCAAUACUCGAUGCACAUCUUUCCAUCCACAGAGUUCAAGACAGCGUAUGAUUCGAAUACACCCGAGAAAUUUGCCAUUGUUGUGGCUGUUACCUUUGUGGUGGUGGCUCUGUUCUUCUUUAUGUAUGAUGUGUUUGUGCAGAAACGGAAUACAAAUCUGGUUCUGAAGGCUGCUCAGACCAGUGCCAUUGUCACGUCCUUGUUCCCGGAGCACAUGAGGGAUAGGUUGGCCGAAGAGGCAGAGGCAGCUCAAAAGAAGAAGCGCAACUUGAGAGAUUUCAUCAAGGAUGAGGGCGACGUCAACUCGGGUGAUCGCUUGCGUCCAGUCUCCAAGCCGCUGGCUGACCUCUAUCUCGAGACAACUGUUCUUUUUGCUGAUAUUUCUGGAUUCACGGCCUGGUCCAGUGUGAGGGAGCCCUCUCAGGUCUUUACUUUGUUGGAGACCCUCUACCAAGAGUUUGAUGACACUGCAAGGAGGCGACGUGUCUUCAAAGUGGAGACUGUUGGAGAUUGUUACGUUGCUGUCUGCGGUCUGCCUGACCCACAAAAGGCACAUGCAAUACUCAUGGCAAGGUUUGCCAGAGACUGCUUGAGCAAAAUGGGCACCCUUACAAAGGCUCUGGAGAUCACCCUUGGACCAGACACUGGUGACCUCAGACUUCGCGUUGGUAUGCACAGUGGGCCCGUGACAGCUGGCAUUUUGAGGGGAGAACGUUCAAGGUUCCAGCUCUUUGGUGAUACCAUGAAUGUCUGCGGGAGAAUCGAGUCUUCAGGUAUGGCUGGGCGUAUCCACUGCUCCAAAGAAACGGCAGAUCUCUUGAAGCAAGGUGGAAAAGAAGCCUGGUUGGAGAAGAGGAAAACUCAAGUUGCGGCAAAGGGAAAAGGCCCACUGACCACAUACUGGAUCAACGUGAAGGGUGACAGAGAUGUUGCCAGCCUUGCUGAUGCAAGCGCUGAAUUUGAUGAUGAUGAAUUGGGCGCAACAAGAAGCUAUGGCAAAAAGAUUCUUGGCCUCUGUGACAAGACCUACCGAUUGAUUGACUGGAAUGUUGAGAUGCUCUUGCAGAUUCUGAAGCAAAUUGUUGCUCAACGAGCAGUGGCUGGCCUUGGCAAAGCUCGGUUGAAGCGAAAGUCAACAUUUGAUGACAUGGCAUCUGGCCAAACCCCCCUAGAAGAAGUCUGUGAAAUCAUUGCUCUUCCUGAGUUUGAUGAUGCGACAGCUGUGAUGCAGCAACAGGAUCCUGAUCUGGUUGUGAUACCUGAUGAAGUUGUUUCCGAGUUACACAGCCUUGUCAGCUAUAUUGCCAGCAUGUACAAUGACAACCCCUUCCACAACUUUGAUCAUGCAUCCCACGUUGUUAUGAGUGUCAUCAAGCUCAUGUCACGCAUCGUUGCACCCACCAAUCUUAACAACCAGACAUCAGCUGCCUUGCAUGACCACACAUAUGGUAUCACCAGCGACCCUUUGACACAGUUUGCCUGUGCCUUCUCUGCCUUGAUCCAUGAUGUUGACCAUGUUGGUGUCUCCAAUGCUCAGCUUGUGAAGGAAGGUGUCCCAAUCGCCAAAAUGUACAAAGGUAGAUCUGUGGCAGAGCAGAAUAGCCUGGAGCUGAGCUGGCAUCUUUUGAUGAGUGAUGACUAUGAGCAGCUGAGGUCGCUCCUCCUCCCCACAGAAAAUGAGGUCAGCAGGUUUCGAAAGCUGGUUGUCAAUUCUGUCAUGGCAACUGACAUUGUGGACAAGGAUCUCAAAGCCCUUCGCAAUGGCAGGUGGGACAAGGCCUUCAAGAAGGGUGACUGCAUCAAUCAUGUGGACAAGGAUCCUCGUGACGAGGUGAACAGGAAGGCCACCAUUGUGAUUGAGCACAUCAUCCAGGCUAGCGACAUCAGCCACACCAUGCAGCAUUGGCAUGUAUACCGCAAAUGGAACCAGAAUCUCUUUGAGGAACUUUACGUUGCCUACUUGAAUGGAAGGAUGGAGAAGAACCCCGCGGACUUCUGGUAUAAGGGGGAGUUUGGAUUCUUUGACUUCUAUAUCAUCCCACUAACGCAGAAGCUGAAGGACUGUGGUGUCUUUGGAGUCUCCUCUGACGAGUAUCUGAACUAUGCUCAGAAGAACCGCGAGGAGUGGGAAGCAAAGGGGGAGGAAGUUGUGGCAGAAAUGAUUGUGGCCUGCGAGGCCAAGUACGGGACCAAAGAAAGCAGUCUCUUGAAGGAGGCACCUCUUCUGUACCCGAGGGGAGGUCAUUCAGAGUCCACCCCCACAAAUGUCGAAAAAUUUGCCGAUGAAGUUGAUGUUUGAGGCACAGGUUCACCCAUUCGAGUUUCAUGAGUCAGGAGGUGGCACAACGCCUCCGAAUUGUAUAUUAUACACGUUUCAUUCCCUUCCGGUUUCGAGCCGCCCAUGGUACGGUACCCAGUAGAAGAGCGACAAGCCCGUUACAUGUAAUACAUUUUAUGUCAGUACUCUGUUCGUCAGUUUUG